Messenger RNA from Scutellospora calospora, 1485 nucleotides. The record is from the annotation of a GenBank genome assembly. Lineage: Eukaryota; Fungi; Glomeromycota; Glomeromycetes; Diversisporales; Gigasporaceae.
AUGUCUUUAAAAGAUAUCAGAGUUGUUGUUGGAGGAUUUUCCUACGCUAACAAAGUAAAUUCCGAAAUAAUAACCCACGACAUUUGGCCAAACCAUGUAGGUCAAACCAAAACCAACACUGCUCUAUCAUAUGAUAUUGAAUUAAAUGAAGUCAUUGAUUGGGGUCGCUCAGCUUUGGCCGAAAAACCAAAAAAACGUAGAAAAGCUAGCCAAUACCCUUCCAACCAAUCGAUACAAGUUGAAUUAUUUAAAUUACAUUUGGGCGAUAUUCCGAAUGAUGAAAAACCGUUCUUACCUAACAAUCUGAAUUAUAAACGGGCGAUAAUUGAUUAUCUCAAAGAACUCGGUAUAUAUAACGCAGAAUUAAUAGAGACUCCUGAUUCUCAAAAUUUGCAAUUCACUACAGAACCCGAAGCUGCUGCAAUAUAUUGUAUAAACACGAUGAAAGAAUGUUAUUCAUUUCCAGUUGGAAGAUCAUUCUUAUUAGUCGAUUGCGGGGGUGGUACUAUAGAUCUUACAACCAGAAAAUUAUUAAAAGGAAAUAAAUUGGGUGAAAUCACUGAACGUACUGGUGAAUUUUGUGGUAGUGCUUAUGUUGAUAAAGAAUUUGAAAAUUUUAUUAAACGUAUAGUUGGUUCAUCAGCUCUUAAAUUACUUAAAGACAAUCAUUAUAGUCAAUUUCAAUUCAUGAUUCAAGAAUUUUGUCGACUUGUUAAAACUGUUUUUACCGGUAAUCCUGAAAAAUUUAAAACUUUUGAAUUAGAUUUUCAAGAAGUAUGUCCUGCUAUUCAAGAUUAUGUUAAAGGUACCACAAGAAAUCAACUGGAAGAAAACGAUUGGAUAGUAGAUCUUGAUUUUUAUACUGUUAAAGCAAUGUUUGAUCCAGUAAUUAGUCGAAUAAUUACAUUGAUAAGUUUACAAUUAAGCAAUGUUCAUGAUUGUACUGCCAUUUUUUUAGUUGGUGGGUUCAGUGAAUCAAAAUAUUUACAAAACAGAAUUAAAUCAACUUUCAAUUAUAUUCCAAAUAUUUUGGUUCCAAAAGAACCUGUAACUGCAAUUGCUCGUGGUGCUGUGCAAUAUGGAUUACACAUGGAAACCAUUAAAACUAGAGUAUUAAAAUAUUCUUAUGGUGUUAAAGUCGCUUUUGAAUGGCAACCAGGUGAUCCUCCGAACAGAAGAACCAAACUAGGAAGAAUUUUUAAAUUUCAUCAAUUGGCAAAUCGUGGGACAAUAGUCAAGGUCGAUGAGGAAUUUUCAGAGACUUUUGCGCCUUUCACAGGCAAGGAAAGAACAAGAUCUUACAAAAUAUAUUUUACUCGUAAAAAUGUUGGAAAAUAUUGUGAUGAAGAAGGUAUGAAAUUUCUCGGUGAACUUAGAAUUGAUUCUCAAGAUACUUCUCUUGGAAUUGAUAGACCUGUACUAUUUUCUCUCCGUUUUGGUAAAAUGGAAAUUGAUGCUACUGCAGUAGAUAAAUCUAGUGGACAA